Molecule: messenger RNA, 2873 nt
Organism: Gigantopelta aegis
Lineage: Eukaryota; Metazoa; Mollusca; Gastropoda; Neomphalida; Peltospiridae
Product: beta-1,4-N-acetylgalactosaminyltransferase bre-4-like
Exons: 5
Coding region: 1-681 (226 amino acids)
Biological process (GO): glycosphingolipid biosynthetic process; carbohydrate metabolic process
Molecular function (GO): N-acetyl-beta-glucosaminyl-derivative 4-beta-N-acetylgalactosaminyltransferase activity
Source: RefSeq, a predicted model, not a curated record
AUGAAAUACUGUGAUUGUAACUUCGUAGAUCUUAUCCAGAAGUAUACUAUGAAAUACUGUGAUUGUAACUUCGUAGAUCUUAUCCAGAAGUAUGCUUUCAAAUACUGUGAUUAUAACUUCGUAGAUCUUAUUCCAGAAUCUGGUAACGGGACGUUCAACAAAGGCCGGAUCAUGAACGCGGCCUUUAAGGAGGCUCUCAAACUGUACGACUUCCAGUGCAUCGUCUUCCAUGAUGUCGACCUCGUGCCAGAGGACGACCGCAACAUGUACACGUGUCCAUGGCAACCGCGUCACAUGUCGGUGGCUAUUGACGAACAUGAUUAUAGGUUGAAGUACGACAUCCUGGUGGGUGGGGUUCUGAACAUGCGCACUGAGCACUACCAGCGCGUCAACGGCUACUCCAACAUGUACUGGGGCUGGGGGGCCGAGGACGACGACAUGGCGUACAGGAUACUGCACGUCGGUUUGAAGAUCAGCCGUCCACCUUCCAACCUGGCCAGGUACAAGAUGAUCAAACACCAGAAACGUAGACCUGCCGCCUGGAUCACUAGGUCGAAACUGCUGCACACGGCUGUGAAGCGCUACAAGCUGGACGGAUUGAAUAGUGUCAAGUACAGACUGAUCUUCAUCCACGACGAGACUCUCUUCACUCACAUCAUGGUGGACGUGGGCAAACCUUGAUGGCUGUGCUGGAUAGGAACUCGCCAUUACUCACAGGCUUUCAUGUCUGUGGUCGCUAGGAACUCGCCAUUACUUACAGGCUGUGAUGUCUGUGGUCGCUAGGAACUCGCCAUUACUCACAUGAUGUGAUGUCUGUGGUCGCUAGGAACUCGCCAUUACUUACAGGCUGUGAUGUCUGUGGUCGCUAGGAACUCGCCAUUACUCACAUGCUGUGAUGUCUGUGGUCGCUAGGAACUCAUGAUUACUCACAGGACGUGAUGGCUGUGCUGACUAGGAACUCACCAUUACUCACAUGACGUGAUGUCUGUGGUCGCUGGGAACUCACGAUUACUCACAGGACGUGUUUGUUACAUCCGUUCUUACCAAUUAGUCGACGUCUUGUGUUACACUGGGUUAUGUCUCUUUCUGUGGUGAAACACUCGAGUUAUUACACAUCUUCCAUCAAAGAUGUGUAAAACUGUGCAUAUCCUUUGAUACGUUCUGUGAUGAUGGUGUAUAUAUCUAAUACAUACACUGAGCACACGCACUUGACAUGCCAAGUCUUUGUUAUAUCUAUUCUACAGAUUCGAUGCUGUCAUAUUUAGGAUAUUUGUCUAUUCUACAGAUUCGAUGCUGUCAUACAUUUAGAAUAUUCGUCUAUUCUACUGAUACCAUGAUGUCAUACAUUUAGGAUAUUCGUUUAUUCUACUGCAAUCUGAUUGAAAUCAGCUAUAAUUGUUAGAGACCAGUGGUGCUGAUUUCAAUCAGAUUGGUUCUGCUGAUGCAAUGCUGUUAUACCAUGGUGACAUACCAUGCUGUUAUACCAUGGUGUCAUACCAUGCUGUUAUACCAUGGUGUCAUAUCAUGUUGUUAUACCAUGGUGUCAUACUUUUAGUAUUUUCACUGUUUGGUUACAUCUGUUCUACUGAUAUGAUGCUGUCGAACCUGCAGUAUAUUGCUGACUGUAUUGAUAACAUGAUAUUGACGUAUGUGGACGCUGCUGAUAACACGCCGUGUGUGUCGUGGACGCUGCUGAUAACACGCCGUGUGUGUCGUGGACGCUGCUAAUAACAUGCUGUGUGUGUGUGUCGUGACUGGCGUAUUUACCUCCAUUGCCCAGCAGCCUGUGUUUACAGAGGUCACUCUAAAAUGUAAACUGAUGGCGAGUGUGUUCUGUGAUUGGUUAAUUACAUUCUUUUUCCGUGAUCAAAUGAAAAUAACACCUGGAAAGCUAAUGACGUUAUUCGAAAGUUACGUCAUUAGCAACUGGAACAGGCCAAGUUGACGGUUUUAGGGUCUACAGUUAGAUUGUAGCCAGGUGUUUUUUCAAGAAAUACCAAAUAUACAAUUAGUUCCGUAGAAAUACGAUUAUUGUCGAUUUGAUAGCCGGUCAAAAAUGACAUUUGCAGGAUCAAAUAAAAAUAACAUCCGCAAAUCUACAACCUCCAUAUGGUUAUCUCCUAACUGCCAUAUGGUGAGCAGGUUUUAAAUUUUAACUGUUUUACGUGUAGGCCUAAUUGAGUCAGUAUUACAAUAUUCCCCGUGUCAUUGUUUCUAGUUUUAUAAAUGAUCAGACUAAUCCACAAGUCCACAAGGCUGAUUUUCGUACACUAGUUGAAAUACCUGUAUCCUUAUAUUAAAAAGGCUGAUUUUCGUACACUAGUUGAAUUACCUGAUCCUUAUAUUAAAAAGGCUGAUUUUCGUACACUAGUUGAAAUACCUGUAUCCUUAUAUUAAAAAGGCUGAUUUUCGUACACUAGUUGAAUUACCUGAUCCUUAUAUUAAAAAGGCUGAUUUCGUACACUAGUUGAAUUACCUGUAUCCUUAUAUUAAAAAGGCUGAUUUUCGUACACAACUACCUGUAUCCUUAUAUUAAAAAGGCUGAUUUUCGUACACUAGUUGAAUUACCUGUAUCCUUUAAUAUAUUAAAAAGGCUGAUUUUCAUACAAUAGUUGAAUUACCUGUAUCCUUAUAUUAAAAAUACAACAAUAUUAAAUGUAAGUUACUUUUGUCAGACCACAGUUACUCAGUAGAACACUCUAGUAUACGGACCAGCCAAUGUGGUCUCUUUUCCUCGUUUUGGUUUUCACAAUUUACAUCACAAUUGCCACCAAAGUGAAACAUCACCGGUCAGCAUAUUGUGCUAUGUUAAUAAUAAAUACGUGUAGACGUAUGAGAACACACAACGAUUCAUAAAAAGAUACCAAAGAAAA